Molecule: messenger RNA, 2159 nt
Organism: Daphnia pulex (common water flea)
Lineage: Eukaryota; Metazoa; Arthropoda; Branchiopoda; Diplostraca; Daphniidae
Product: protein Wnt-4-like
Exons: 11
Coding region: 181-1401 (406 amino acids)
Biological process (GO): cell fate commitment; multicellular organism development; neuron differentiation
Cellular component (GO): extracellular region
Molecular function (GO): frizzled binding; cytokine activity
Source: RefSeq, a predicted model, not a curated record
CUGGUUGCUGCAGACGUGUUGGAAGUUCCGAACAGUGCUGAUCGCCGAGCUAUAUACAUCGCCCGUCGCUUAUUUUUUUUUUUUUCAAAUUUCGAGCGCAAAUAUUUUUGUUUUCCCCCCUCAACCGAACAGAAAACAGAAUUUAUAGCCCGACGAGUUAUUCACCUACAGGAUGCCAAGAUGAGGUCGCCGUCGUUCACAAGCAGCAACCUCGUCUGGUCCGCCAACUCAGUCAGGUCGACCAAAAUGGUUCGAAAGUCAGCGGGAACUGCCGCCGGUGCGCGCUGGUCUUUGGCCUUGCUCACGAUGGUCAUCGUUCACGUUCAAGUCACUGCGGCCAGUUGGUGGUUAUUAGGAACUCCUAGCGUGUACCAAAGUACCUUGGAACUGACACCGACCAGCUACAAGGACCACUGCAAGCGACUUUAUUACCUGGUUGAGAAGCAGCGCGAACUCUGUGGGCUUUCGCAGAACGUCUUAUCGACAAUUAGCUUAGGUGCCAAAAUGGGCAUCAGCGAGUGUCAGAGCCAAUUCCGGUCUCAGCGCUGGAAUUGUUCCACCUUUGACGAGUCCACAACCGUCUUCGGAGGCGUCUUAUCAAUUAGAAGUCGAGAGAGGGCCUACGUAUACGCCAUCAGCUCCGCCGGAGCUGCCUAUGCUGUGACGCGGGCUUGUUCGCGCGGAGAAAUUACUGAAUGCGGUUGCGACGGCAAGAUACGCCAGAAACCCUCGAAAGGCUUCGAAUGGGGCGGCUGCUCAGAGGACAUCACGUUUGGAGAAAGGUUCAGCAAAGAAUUUGUGGACGCUCGGGAAGACAACCAGCAAGCUGAAGGCCUCAUGAACCUGCAUAACAACGAGGCCGGAAGAAGGGCUAUUCGGAGUCGAAUGGAGCUGGUGUGCAAGUGUCACGGUGUCUCUGGAUCUUGCUCCAUGAAAGUUUGUUGGCGCAAAAUGGCGGCAUUCUCGGAGAUCGGGGCUGCUUUGAUGGAGCGCUUUGAAGGGGCUUUCCAGAUGACUUACCGUGGUGGCGGCAUGGCCACUACUAGCCAGGCCGGCAUUAGCCCCAGCGUCGGCAGCGUCGGCGUCGCCAAGAAACUCAAGAAAAAAUUACUCGUCGUCGACAAGAACAUGAAAAAGCCGACCAAAAAGGAUUUAGUCUACUUGGAUGACUCGCCAGACUACUGCGAGCGCAACCAAACGUUAGGCGUGCUGGGUACUAAGAGCCGAAUUUGCAACAAGACUAGCAAAGCCAUCGAUGGUUGUAGCCUAUUGUGCUGUGGCCGGGGUUACCAAACGCGCUGGAUCGACCUUGAAGAAAAAUGCAACUGUCGAUUCGUUUGGUGCUGCCACGUCCAGUGUGAAAUUUGCAAACAACGCAAAGAACUCCAUCUCUGCAACUGAUCUGAGGUGGUGGACAAUUGCUUGCCCGCCUAUCUGUACUAUCUACAAAAAUAUUGUGACGAAAAACGACGAGCCACCUGACAUUUGACACACUCUUCUGGAAUGAGUAUUAUUACAUCUAUAUAACACUUCUGUUUCAUGCGGUCCCCGUUUUUCCAUAUUUCGAAUUUCAAAAAACCAGUAACACAUUUAUGACGGUACUUGUACGGACGAUUUGCUACGUACAUGACAAGAGCCAAGCUCAAUAGCAGACCGAAAGGUCGCAACAGGCGAAAAGGCGAAUUUUUAAAAAUCUUGCGGAAUUGAGAUAAUCUUUGAACGCUGCUUAUAAUUAUACCCAUCACUCAAGUAGUCUGUAUAUUUAAAUUUAUUCGACGGCCAUCACUUAAAAAAAAAAAUUCUAAAUUCUUCCGGCAAAUCCAUGAACCCGUGUGUGUGUGUGUGCGUUUUUUUUUUAAUCUUAUAAUUAAAAACAGUGAAAUCCAUAAAGAGCCAUACAUCAAAUAGUUUCAUCUAAUGGUUGCUUAACUCUCACGUUUGAUUGUCGUGUCAUCAUGUGUCCUUCGUUCUGGGUCUUAUAGGAACCACCUCGUUCCCAUAGGAAAACCACAACGCUAUAUUCAUUUUGAAAACAUUUGUAAAUAACCAGUCUUGUCCGGUUGUACCGAGAAUGGGAUGACGUUGUCUGAUGUGUCGCAUUUCUAGGCUUUGUCCAAUUUGCGGAAAAUAAUACACACAACUCCCGAUACGGAAUCUUA